Molecule: messenger RNA, 448 nt
Organism: Caenorhabditis sp. 36 PRJEB53466
Lineage: Eukaryota; Metazoa; Nematoda; Chromadorea; Rhabditida; Rhabditidae
Source: the annotation of a GenBank genome assembly
AUGGAGCAAAACGAAAAGUUCCAGGAAUAUUUGCGAGAUGUAGAAAAGAAACCCGUCCCGUUGACACACAACUUUUACGAGUCAUAUCUGAGGAGAAAUCCGACAAGUGACGAUACGAUUACAAAUUCGAGUACAUCAAGCGGAAGUACAAGUAAGUAUUUAGCAAAAUCUUUCAGCAGAAACCGACAAAAACUUAUUUUUGACCUGAAAUAGAGUUCGUUGUGUGUUUAAUGUGCUUAUAGUUUCAGGAGCUCUACACGAAUCGACGACGGCACAGAUUGUGAAGGACUUGCUGACGAGCAAUCAGCAGCUGAUCGAAGAAGCAGCUAUGCGACAAGCGGCGACGGCGGUCAACGUGAACACGCAACAGUACACAAAUCUCAUUCCGCUCUCGUUCGACCAAGAGGAAUUUAUCCGCCAACACGAGGCUCAGAAUCGCAAGAAAUAA